AUGGACGAACAACUAGAGAUAGUAGCCCAUACCAUCAAGAAAGUACAAAAAUCUUGCUUAUCCAUUUCUCUAAUUCUGAGGAAUGCCUUGAAGAUCACCAUCAAUGCAAAUGGGAGGCUUGCAUUUUUUAUCACAUUCGUCAUGUUUUCCCUAUAUUCCCUGGUGGGAUUGGCUGAUCAUCUAGUAUUGCGACCUGUUUUAAGAGAUUUAGUAGCCAAUUUCCUACUUGUGCCCACAAAAGUCCGAAUCACUGAAGCUGAUCCGACCAUAUACAUAGCUAUUGUAAGAGAUGUUCGUUUUCUUCUCAAUUACAAAUUUGCAACAUUGUCUUUCUUGUGUGUUGUUUUCAUGUUUUCAGUAGCAGCUUCUGUACAUUCUACGUACGAAGCCUGUACUAAUAAUGAUGCAAAAGCAUUGAGCGUAAAAGAAAUGCUGUCCAGAGUCACGGGACUAGGAAGCUGGAAAAGGCCUCUGAAAACAAGCAUUUGGAUGAUUCUGAUCAGCUUGGCAAGCGCAAUCCUCUUACUAGUCAUGUUUGGAUUAAUUGGAGUCAUGACUGAAGGUCCUCUUUUCACUACCAUGUAUUGGAUACUGGUGGUUUUAGGUGUGGUGUGUUGUGUUCGUAUCUGUGCUCUCUGGAUGCUAAGCCUUGUGGUUUCUGUGAUGGAGGAAAACUUGUCUGGCCUGAAGGCUAUCCAUGUUGCCAAUUCUGAGCUCAGGAAAGUCAAAAAGUUGCAGGGAUUUGUUUUAAUGAUGCUUCUGGUGCUUGCUUCGGGUGCAAUGCAUCAGAAAUUUUCUUUCCUGGAAGCUUAUGCCAAUUUGGUUGGUUUGGCCAUUAGUGUUCCAAGAAUUUGGUCAUAUUGCCUGAUGAUACAUUUUUAUUUUGUGGUCUACACAUUAUUUUACCAUGAAUGCAGAAGGAGCUAUGCAAAGGUGGAGAAUGCAAGGCUAUAUGCUCCUACCAUUGCUGAUGCAGAAUUUUAG
Coffea eugenioides is the source of this 984-nucleotide messenger RNA. RefSeq lists its product as uncharacterized. The transcript has a single exon. The coding region runs from base 1 to 984 and encodes 327 amino acids. Lineage: Eukaryota; Viridiplantae; Streptophyta; Magnoliopsida; Gentianales; Rubiaceae. The record is from RefSeq and is a predicted model, not a curated record.